This is a messenger RNA of Dichomitus squalens LYAD-421 SS1, 1518 nucleotides long. RefSeq lists its product as uncharacterized. The coding region runs from base 1 to 1518 and encodes 505 amino acids. The transcript is spliced from 9 exons. Gene Ontology annotation, cellular component: Ino80 complex. NCBI's taxonomy places the organism in Eukaryota, Fungi, Basidiomycota, Agaricomycetes, Polyporales, Polyporaceae. The record is from RefSeq and is a predicted model, not a curated record.
AUGGCGUCAUCCAGCUCAACAGACCGCUACUCCGCCUCCGCCAUCCAAAAUAUACAGGGAUGGAACAUCCACCAGGUCAACACUCCCGCACAGUACCUCGGCAGGAAGACCCUGCCAAUUAAGCGUACCGACGCAGAGCCGUUGACCCGGGAAGACCUUCAAUAUGACCUCCUCUACUACAUCUUCACCGACCGUACCAAGGCCUUCAUCGACUACCUCGCUCCCGACCAGCCCGUCGUGAAUUUCUGCGACCUCUAUGUCAACGCGCUCUACAACUCCCCCAAGUGCUCCAAGGUGUUGAAGGAUAAGAUGGUCGAGACACCCGCUUUUGCCAUCGAGUUCGCCAAGAUCGCUCUGCUCACGAACGUAGGCCGAAUCAACACCACGAUGGCGUUUUUCCCAGAGAUGAAGACUGCGCUGCGGAGCUAUCACCCGGUACCUUCGCUCCAGAAGACCGAUGGGAAUUUGCAAGACGCACCUCGGAUCAAGAACUGCCUCAAGGCCGCUCUCCUACCUUUUGAAUUCAAGACUCCUCCUCCGUCUUCCCCGGCUGAAAUCGUGGAGAAGACCCGGCAAGGCCAACUCCCCCCGACUAGCGUGGUCAACCUUAUCUUCGUGCUGUCCAACUCUAAUCACGCGAUGACGGUCGCCCAAAGGCACUUCGAUCCGCCCGUGGAAUUUUUAGAUCUGUUCCUCCCAAUCAAUCUGUCCUCGUCGUCCCGCGCCCGCGUAUUUUUGUGGCUCAUGUAUCACUAUCUACAAGGCCCUGACAAGCCGAACCCGUUCGACGACGACUACUCCAGGGCGAACCCACCCAAGGUGCCGCGCAUGCGGAGCCUCACGCGUGAGGAGCAGGCGCAGGAGAACGUCGAUCCCCCGGAUGAGGUCGAGUGGGGCAAGCGCAUGAGCGCGACGAGGAGCAAGUUUCUCAAGGAGCUUGUUGACGAGAUGGAGAUGGAGAAGCGGCGCAAGAAGAACCCCCCUCUUCCGGCGCCUCCCCCACCCUCAACGUCCUACUCGAUCCAGGAGAUGGCGGCGUUCCGGCAGGCCCGGGCGCAGAGGCAUGCCGCAUCAGAGGGAGGGUCCGGCAGCCGUGGCUCGUCGCAUUCUCAUGAGGCGCGCCCGCACGGUCAGCCUGGACCGGGCGAGUCAAGCUCCCGAGCUCUCCCUCACCUGGAGGAAUUUCGAGGCGACGUCUCGGGCGAGGACCCCAAUGCGGAGCGGAGCAUGCUGCAGCAGGCGUGGCAUGUCGUCAACGCCACGGACCCCCUCGAUGACUCGGACAAGGAAGAGGAUCAGCAUGUCCGUGUCGAACUGAACCGUCGACUUCGUGUUCUCGAGCGCUUGCGAGGCAAAGCGCCCACUCCGGAACCAGAAUUUCAGGGACACCGUCCGGUACCUCCCCCGCCCCCUGUGCUACCCCGCCCAAGCGGCGGCGGUGGUGGUGGCGGCGGCGGCCAGAGCGAACAGUCAUCUACCUCCACUGGCAGGCUGCAGCAGGUUCAAUCGUGGCGUUAA